AUUACGAAGUAUUUUAAAUGUUUGUUGCAAUUCAACAGAGCAGUGAAGACAAUCAAUAUUUCAGGUAAAGGAAAGAUCGUGAACUAUGAAAUUAAUCUAAUUGCUAGUUAAUCCGAAUAUGAAACUUGUGAUCUACGUUCAGUGUUGCGUAUACAUUAAAGAGAGCAAUAUCAAACUGCAGUUUGCGUUCCAAACAAAACCGUCAAUCAUGUUUGAAAAGAAAACUUGUGGAAUUACAGCUUAAAACAAUGGUGCAAAUAUUUAUUCUUACUUAUCUAACAUAUGAAAUUCUAUCAGGAUUUCAUACAUAUUAUGUUGAAGGCUUUAUAGUUAUGGAUUGUUAUUGGGUAGAUGAUAACAAUGGCAUGGCAGCCUUUCAAAACUUUAUUAGUUCUGACUCAACGACAGUUUCCUGCUUGGAAAAAUGCACCGAUUGGAAUUACAAUUAUGCAGCAACAAAAUUUGACGUAUGGGGUACAUUUGAGUGCUUCUGUGGAAAUGAUAUACAAUUUACAACAACAUCUACUGGCUCGGACUGUGCAUUUCCAUGUCCAAUUAGCGUGACUGAUCGGUGUGGACGAAAAAAUCGAAUAGCCGUUUAUGAUAUACGAGGCGAAUCUUUGCCCAUAAACAUUCCUGUAGUAGAACCCACAACAGAAGUGUCUACAUCCACAGUUGAAAGGUUAACCACUACCACUGCCGUGAAUACUAUGACGAGUAUAGAUGAACAUAAAACAACUGUUUCAAUAGGAAAUGAAAAAACGUCAACCGCAUCUCCAUUGGUGCAGUCAACUGAAAUUAGUACACAUGUAGCUGAACUGCCAGUUUCAACUUCAGCAAGGUCUUCAAUAAAAGAAACUAUGUCCACGCAAAUUACCGAGUCAAGCUCGUCUAUUUCUACUACAGCAGUGGAAAUGGUAUCUUCGUCUUCAAAUUAUAACAAUCCUAGUACUUCUUAUCAGAUGCCAUGUAUGUGCCCAUGUUCAUCAGUUAGUACUAAAUGGAACUUUCUUGCUAAUAUGAAUAUGUCAAUUGCUGAACUGAAAAUAUUUCUGAAUGAUUACUUAGAUGAACUUAAACGAAAUCUUACCAUUGAUAAGACGACAACGUCAGCAUAUCUCAACACAAAAAUAUCCGCCCCAGAUGAUCGAAAGUCUUCAGUGUCGAUUGGAUAUUUUGGACUUUUUUUAGUUGGUAUCCCAUUAGUAUUCAUAGUUUGCAGUGACGCAAUGAGAUUUGUGAUGCAGUUUCAAAAACGCUGACUAUAAAAACGUGACCAGUUAGAAUUUUUAAUGAACAAUUGAAGUGUACAUUUUAUUACAGUCGAAAUUCGUGAAUAUAUCUUUGUCAUUUUUUCCGACCGUCCUGAAUUAACGGCAUUUAAAUGUAUGAACUGAUAUUUUUUUCAUUCAACGAAAAUAUGAUACACUGUAUACAACAAAAUUAUAUAUUAUGAUAAUAAAACAAUAAUUGGUUCCGUACAUACAGAA
Molecule: messenger RNA, 1490 nt
Organism: Mytilus californianus (California mussel)
Lineage: Eukaryota; Metazoa; Mollusca; Bivalvia; Mytilida; Mytilidae
Exons: 4
Coding region: 249-1262 (337 amino acids)
Source: RefSeq, a predicted model, not a curated record